AUGGCAUCGCUAGAGUCACGACCGUUUGUGACAAAGGGGAUCACAGCCGGCCUGUUGAACGCACUUGCAGACCUUUUUUGCCAGCUUGUGGUGGAAAAGAACCCAUCCAUUGAUGUCCGACGGCUGGGAGGCUUCGCUGCCAUUGGACUAUUCAUUGUCGGCCCUGCUUUGCACAUCUGGUAUGGCCUGCUUGGAAAGUUUAUUCAAAUUGAGGGUUUCAAAGGAGUUCUUGCUCGAUUGCUCAUUGACCAGGUGAUAUUCUCCCCUCUUUCGAUUGCCACAUUUGUGGGGCUGGUGAUGCUGCUGGAGGGCAAGCCAGAGCGCAUUGUUCCUAAGCUGGAGAAGGAUUUUGUGCCAACGUGCAUCAACAUGUGGAAGCUCUGGGUGCCGUUCCAGCUGUUUAACUUUGCCCUUGUGCCUCCACAAUUACAGGUUGGUGCUGUGAAUCUAGUGGGCCUAGUCUGGACCGUCUACAUGUCCUUCGCAAGCCACAAUGAUAUUAGUGAUGCUAAAUCCCAUGAGAAAAAGGAACCUGCAUCUGCUUAG
This is a messenger RNA of Closterium sp. Naga37s-1, 546 nucleotides long. Lineage: Eukaryota; Viridiplantae; Streptophyta; Zygnematophyceae; Desmidiales; Closteriaceae. The record is from the annotation of a GenBank genome assembly.